AUGAAUCCGUGUGUUUUUGUAAUUUUCUCACUUCUAUUGCUAAAUGCUGAGACGACAACUUCCAACCAGUUGGGAGGUGGAGAUGAUAAUGGUGUUAUUAUGAGAAAGUGUUCUGAUAAGGAGAGACAUGCUCUUCUUGAUUUCAAAGCUCGCCUCCAAGACCCCGAUGAAACUCUCUCUACAUGGAGAGCUGAAGAAGAAGAAGAAGAAGAAGAUUGUUGUAAAUGGAGAGGAGUCACAUGCAAAAACCAAACACAUUAUGUCACACAGCUUGAUGUUGACGGAUUUGGUCUUGUAGGUGAGAUUAGCAAUUCUUUGCUUAAUUUAAGCAGUUUGAAUCAUCUUAGUCUUUACAGAAACUCUUUUCAUGGAACCAUUCCCACCUUCAUUGGUUCCAUGACUCGUUUAAGGUACCUUGACCUUUCUGGUAACUCUCUUUAUGGAACCAUUCCUCCAGAGUUUGGAAACCUCACUAACCUUGUAGAUCUUUGGCCUGGAAUUGGAUCUAGAGUUGAGAACCUCGACUGGUUGUCUCAUCUCUCUCAUUUGGAGUCUCUUGUAAUGGAUGGGAUUUCUCUAGCCAAACAAAAUUAUUGGGUAGAUGUGAUUCUGAGUCUCCGGAAACUAUCAUGGUUAAGUUUAGAUGGAUGUGAGCUGUCACAGGUCAUGUAUCCAUAUUCUUCUUCAUUUCUCAACUCUUCUUCAUCUAUUAAAUACCUUUAUCUUGGAAACAACAAUCUCAACUCAUCCAUGUAUCGUUGGUUGUUCCCAUUGACCAGCAAUACGCUUGAUGCUCUUGAUCUCUCUGGCAACAUGUUAGAUGGGAUACCCAAAGAUCUUGGUAGCCUCUGUAGUUUGGAAUAUCUGUCAUUCCAUAGGAACUCUGUUGUCAAAUUUCCUGAUUUUCUCAACAACUUGUCGUCUGGAUGCACAUCGCUUACAUUACAAGGGUUGUUUGCUGGACAUAACCGAUUUAUAGGGACACUCUCCAAUGAGAUCCUAACAUUCAAAAAUCUUUCCAUUCUUGAUAUGAGCUCUUGCAGUCUAGGGCCUCGCUUCCCCAAAUGGAUUCAAAAAAUCAAAAAUCUAACAUAUAUUGAUAUUGCCAACAAUGGAAUUUCAGACACGAUUCCUCUGGGGUUUUGGGACAUGUUUCCUUCUCAAUUAACAUAUCUCAAUCUCUCUUCCAACAACAUCAGUGGGAACGCACCAGAUUUAUCAUCAAAUUUUAACAACAAUUCUAGGAUAGAUUUGAGUUCCAACAGAUUUUAUGGUUCAAUAACAAAUAUCUCUUCCACUGUCACAUCAUUAAAUCUUUCUAGAAACAAAUUCUAUGGUGGAAUCUCCUUCUUAUGCCAAAUUGUUCCUGGGUUUUUAGUUGUUCUUGACCUCUCCCAUAAUUUUCUAAGCGGACAACUUCCAGACUGUUUGUGUCACUUCAAAGAACUAAAAAUUCUUAAUCUAGAACACAACAAUCUAUCUGGAAGGCUUCCUCCCUCCAUUGCAUCUUUGAUAAAAUUGGAGGUAUUGUAUUUGUACAAGAACAACUUCUCUGGAGAAUUGCCUUUGUCUUUAAAGAAUUGCACAAGUUUAAGUUUUUUGAAUUUGGAGGCCAACAAGUUUUCUGGUAAUGUGCCUGUUUGGAUUGGGGAAAACUUAUCAAGGUUGUAUGUUCUUAACCUAAGAUCAAACUCGUUCUUUGGAACCAUCCCUUUACAGUUAUGUCAGUUGGCUAAUCUUCAAAUUCUGGAUUUGUCACUGAACAAUCUCCUUGGAACCAUCCCCUCGUGUUUGGAUAAUCUUACAAGCAUGGUUCACGCAGGACUAUAUGGACCUCCCCUUACCAAAAAAUGUGAUGGAGAUGAAGAAUCAGAAGCACCACCUGUCAUUGGUGAGAGGGAGGAUGGUGGGGAAGACAUAGAUGAACUUUGGGGGUGGUUCUAUAUUGGUGAAGGCACUGGUUUUGUUACUGGAUUCUGGAUUUCAUGUGGUGCUCUACUUCUCAACCGUCGUGGGAGACAUGCUUUUUUUCAUUUUUAUGAUAGAUUCAAAGAUUUGGUUUAUGUGAAGGUGAUGGUGUUCUUUGCAAAUCUGCAAAGGGUUGAACAUAGAUAG
Lactuca virosa is the source of this 2115-nucleotide messenger RNA. The record is from the annotation of a GenBank genome assembly. Lineage: Eukaryota; Viridiplantae; Streptophyta; Magnoliopsida; Asterales; Asteraceae.